AUGGAACACAUGAACAAUAUUGGUGAUGGAGCGAAUGAUGAAAAUGGGUUGUUCUGUAUUAUGGAAAGAGGUAGCGGUGGUGGCGGAGAGGGUGCGGGUGGUUGUGGUAGCGGAGGUGGUGGUGAUGAGGUGAGUUUAAAAAAGGGUCCUUGGACAACAGCUGAGGAUGCAAUUUUGAUAGAUUAUGUGACAAAACAUGGUGAAGGAAAUUGGAAUGCUGUUAAAAGGAAUACAGGUUUAAAUCGUUGUGGAAAGAGUUGUAGGCUUAGAUGGGCUAAUCAUUUAAGGCCCAAUUUAAAAAAAGGUGCAUUUUCUCCCGAUGAAGAGAAACUCAUUGUUGAACUACAUGCUCAAUUUGGGAACAAAUGGGCAAGAAUGGCUGCUUUGUUACCUGGAAGAACAGACAACGAAAUAAAAAAUUAUUGGAAUACAAGGAUCAAACGUCGUCAAAGACAAGGUCUUCCACUAUAUUCAGACGAACAUAAUCAUGUCAACACGCCAACCACGCCAACAACACCAGCUUCACCAUGUGUCACUCCAAAUGGAUCAAACCCUCACAACAUUACAACAAAAUUUGAGUUUUUCAAUCAAAACCAACACCAAUAUCAACAACAACACCAUCACCACCUUCCUUUAUCUCCAACAUCAACCCAUCAUCAUUCUCCUCUCUCUUCACCACUCCAACAUAGACAACAACAUCAACAACAAUCUUAUUCUCCUCACACUUUCUUAGACACUUCACCUACACCAUUGUCAUCUUCUUCACCACUGUCUUUCACUUUCCAAAGACCCGCGCCACUCUUAUCAGCCCCUCUUCGCCUCAAACGAUUUCGUUCGAGUCCAAACUUCAGCCUUCAAGUCCCUAAUUCCAUUACACAAAAUUGUUCCUCCUCACUCCAUGAUCCUUCUUUAUCCUCACACCAUGAUAGUAGUUUUAGGUUCCCAAUUCAUUACAACGCGAGUUUCCCUCAAUACUUUCAUACUCCUUUGUUGGAAUCCGAUCGAGGAGUUUCUUCUUCGUCUUCGCCUUUCUCAACAAAGUUGGAGUUACCUUCAAACCAAUAUUCAAGACUAUCUUCAGAACAAGAUAUUAAAACUAAUAAUGUUGAGUUCAAUAAUGAUCCUAAUUCUUUACAAAACAAUAGUAGUGUCUUGAUGGGAGAUCUUUUAAUGGAUGCACAAACAUUGGCAUGUGAACAAAAUUCAAAGAAAAGAAAUUACUUGAGCUUAAAUGAAGGAAAUGAUAUGUAUAAUGGAUGUCAAAGUUAUGAUGAUUUCCCACUUAGCACUCUUUAUUGGUCUUCUAAUUCAGAACAAAAACCAAAAGAAGAAGCACAGGACCUAACCAAAUUCAUGAACGAUGACAUGUCAACAAUGUUAAGUGUGAUGCCUUCUUCCACAAUGCAAAACCAAGAUUGGAAUAAUAAUACUAAUAUUAAGAAUGGAUCAGAUCAAGUCUCUAAUAUUGUUCAAUCUUCUAGUGGUGUGAAUUUGGCAGAUGAAAAUUUUGGACUCGAUAUUAAACCUAUAGCUUCAUUGUUUCCUCUCACAAACACAACAGAUCAUAAUAAUGAAAAUAAUGAUUGCUACACUUGGGAUAAUUUACCUGGACUAUGUUAA
Molecule: messenger RNA, 1620 nt
Organism: Trifolium pratense (red clover)
Lineage: Eukaryota; Viridiplantae; Streptophyta; Magnoliopsida; Fabales; Fabaceae
Product: transcription factor MYB101-like
Exons: 3
Coding region: 1-1620 (539 amino acids)
Source: RefSeq, a predicted model, not a curated record